AUGAAGCUGCAGUCCUGCUCCUUCACAAUUUCUUGGUGGAAGACAAUAUGUUUUCUUGUGACAGAAAAUGGAUCCAGCUGCUCCUCCUCCUCCUCUUCUUCUUCUUCUUCUUCUUCUUCUUCUUCUUCUUACGCUUCUUUUCCACGCGGCUUUGGCUUCCCCUCAGAAAAGGCGCGCGGGUGGGGAUGCGGGGGUGAGGGUGGCGGCCUUGCUCCUUAUCGGAGGCGCGCACAGGGAAGGCCGAAAUCCACCCUCAGACGGCGGAGCCGGCGGGCUGGGCGGGUGGCGUCCGACGGCCUUCUCGGGGGCGCGCCCGUUGGAGAAGCACGGCGGGCGGCCGCAACGGAAGAGAGAGAGAGAGAGAGAGAGAGGAGAGGCGCGGCGCUUGAGGCGACGGACCGAGCGGGCCUUGGGAGGACGCGGCGUCUCCCCUCAGCCUCACAUCGGAGAAUUGAACCGGCCGGCCGGCUCCGCGGCUCCUUCCCCGGUCGCUUCGCCUCCGCGCUCUCCCCGUCCAACGGGGGCAGGCUGGCAAAAAAAAAAAAAAAGGCGGCCGCCCGUUUGCUCGCUUGCCCGCCCGCCGCUCCCUCGAAGUUGGACGCGCGCGCCAUGGACAGCUCCGCCGUGCCGGAGAACCGCACGGCCGCUGGGCGCCUGCUGCUGCUGCUGCCGCCGCCGCUGCUUUUCGCCGGGAACGCGACGCCCGAGCCCGCCGGUCCCGAUGCCGUCCCGGCUCUUUGGGCGGCGUCGCCGUCGCCGUCGCCGCCGGGCUUGGUCCCUUUGGAGAGCGGCGUCGAAGCUCCCUCCUGGGACGGGACGCUGAACCACGGGCUGAGCGUCUUCGUGGCGCUGGCGCUGGGGGUGACCAUGCUGGGCCUGGGCUGCACGGUGGAGCUGAGCCAGCUGGGCGCGCAGCUGAGGCGGCCGCUGGGCUUGUGGCUGGCGCUCCUCUGCCAGUUCGGGCUGAUGCCCCUCUUGGCUUUCCUGCUGGCCCUCCUCUUCGCCCUCGACGAGGUGGCCGCCGUGGCCGUCCUGCUCUGCGGCUGCUGCCCCGGAGGGAACCUCUCCAACCUCAUGUCCUUCCUGGUCGACGGAGACAUGAACCUCAGCAUCAUCAUGACUGCCUCCUCCACCUUGCUGGCUUUGAUCUUGAUGCCUCUUUGUCUGUGGAUCUAUAGCCGAGCUUGGAUCAACACCCCAUUGGUGCGCCUGUUACCCCUGGGGGCCGUCACCCUGACCUUGUGCAGUACUCUGCUCCCCAUUGGCCUUGGGGUUUUCAUCCGCUACAGAUACACAAGGCUGGCGGACAUUCUGGUGAAGAUCUCUUUGUGGUCUCUCCUGGUGACCCUGGUGAUCCUUUUCAUUCUCACUGGCACCAUGCUGGGUCCUGAGCUUCUGGCUACUAUUCCUGCCACCGUAUACGUAGUAGCUGUGCUGAUGCCUUUGGCAGGCUACGGCUGCGGCUACGGGGUAGCGACCUUGUUUCGCUUGCCCCCGCACUGCAAGCGGACGGUGUCCUUGGAAACCGGCUGCCAGAACGUCCAGCUCUGUACCGCUAUCCUCAAGCUGAGCUUCCCGCCACAGUUCAUUGGGAGCAUGUAUAUGUUUCCCCUACUCUACGCGCUCUUUCAAUCUGCUGAAGCCGGGCUGUUCGUACUGGCUUACAAGAUAUAUGGAAAGGAUUUGUACAAGCAAGAGCCUCUGGGAGGAGACAGCGAAGAGGAUACAGACAUUUCUUACAAGAAACUGAAGGAAGAAGAAACCCCAGAAAUUUCUUAUGGCACAGUAGCUGCUGGGGAUCAUGGUCCAGGGGCUAUGGAGGUGACAGACCGUCCUCUACAAGGAGAGGAGAUCUUAAAAAGAACAUCCCGUGUUGAAAUAAACUGGUCAGCCGAGUAGGAGAAACAACAGGGGUGCUGAGCAUUUGUUGUGAUGUUGUCUUUUUUUCACUGCGCUCGGAAGUAAUUGUUUUCAGAAACUGCACAACUGUAUAAACCUCUUCAACCUCGGAAAAUGAUGCCGUCAUCCCACCAGAUAAGGCAAAGGAACAGGAGAGGAAGGGAGAAGGAGAGAGAGAGAGAGAGAGAGAGAACAUAUUGAUGAAUGUAUUUGAUAACUGUAAACCAUCAUCAAUUGCAUUUGCUGUUUU
Pseudonaja textilis is the source of this 2149-nucleotide messenger RNA. Lineage: Eukaryota; Metazoa; Chordata; Lepidosauria; Squamata; Elapidae. The record is from RefSeq and is a predicted model, not a curated record.